Messenger RNA from Dicrocoelium dendriticum, 2439 nucleotides. The record is from the annotation of a GenBank genome assembly. NCBI's taxonomy places the organism in Eukaryota, Metazoa, Platyhelminthes, Trematoda, Plagiorchiida, Dicrocoeliidae.
AUGGACUUAAUAGCAUGCCACCAAAAUUUUUAUAAUAGCACGUCACUUUCUCUCUCCCUCCUCUGCUUACCCAUCAGAAAUGAUCACACCGUGGAUCACGACACGAAUUCCGAUCUUAUUCGUUGCGUGAAUGGGGACCGACCUCUAACUGAUUCCGGAAAAUCUACUGCCAAAGGAGCUAGUUACACUCGUGUAGGAACGCCAGUCAAAACAAGAAGUAGUGUGGAGAAAUCGAAAAAUAGAUCAAUGCGGACCAAAAAGCGGUCAACAAGAUCGCCAGAUCGGGGGCUAUCUAGUGAAAUGGUCGAAAGAAAUAGCACAAACGGAGCAAAUGUUGUCUGCGCUUUGAAGCCUCCAUCAGAAGCGCUUAUGUAUAGACACGUGCAACCUAGCCAUCAUGAUACAACUGGGUCUCAGUCAAGUGUUACCAGCACGGUUGUCAGUGGCUUCUCGCAGCUCCAUCACAAACCGCAUCCAUCCUCAGUUGAAGCAAAGGACUUACCAGUACAGACAAACCAAAUGAGAUCGGGGUGGAUUGCACAGCAGCAACCGCCCAGGGUUGAGGUCAAACCCCGUGGCUCUAUCUCCAGUUUGUCGUGGUAUGGGAGUAAUUCAAUAGCUAAACGGGCCAGCGCAAACUUUGAAAGCAACGCAUUACAAUUGCAGGCAAAUCCAUCAUGUGUCCAACGGUCAACUUUGGACUGUCUGCGAAGACAAAACUCCCGGACUGAAGUUGCUGGUGAAAUAGGACCGAAGUGUGACGAACGAACUCAAAUAGCAAGUGAAAAUCUAUUAAAUCCCGCGCGGUGCACUACAUCUCUGAGCUACGGUAGAAUUAAUGAGAAUGGUUCCUUCAACGCAAACGGAUAUACUAAUCACUGUAUGCAGACCAAAUGUCAAAUCAGUCAGGCGGCCUCUCAAAACGGGGCAAUUGCUCAGAAACGCUACCUCGCCAGUGCGAUGGGAGAUUACGAUCGAGGAGCAGCACCUCGUCGGUUAAAGGAAGUUGGCGGCAAACCAAACUCGCAACUGCUUCAGUCCAACCAGAUGACCUCUAAGGUAACUGAGGGUGGCAGAUACUUUACCGCAAGCAAGGAACGUGCUUCACUGCGAACUCUCUGUGUGAAUGGUGUGGACCGUACUUUCGAAGGGACUUCCAGCGUUCAGGUUGCAAGCACGAACAUGACGUUGCAUAGGUGCAGUGAGCAGUCCACGCACCCAGAAGUAACGAAUGGAAUCACCACACAUCCGAGAGUACAGCAACCCGGUAGUAACAUCGUCAAACAAAGUGCAACUGACAAUCGAAUUUAUGCGAAACCAGUUGAUCACCAUGCUGAGUCUAGCGUAAGCGGAACCUCAGCGUCCCUAAAAUAUGUGAGUCAUCCAAAAGCCCCCACGCCUGUGCAUACGCUCAACACCAUGUCCACAUCGGCUAACGGCUUUUAUGAAUUGAAGCCUGCCCAUGCACUGAGAGCUCAACCUACGAUAAGUCGCUUUCACUCAACGAAGACACUGGGACAAUCCCAACAUGAGUUACAACGUCGUACAGACGUUGUGGAUAGGAACGCCCUCAAUGCUCACAUUAAAACAUUUAAGCCAUUGAAUGAUUACAACUAUGUGCAGGGCAAGACGAGAACAAGUACAGAGCAAGCGACUAACUGCAGAAAUUACCUGGUGCGCAGUCCCAUCAAGCAACGGGUGGACGAACCGCAUCAAGCCACUACGGUCGGCUGGAGUGGGAUGAACUUUGUGCCAACCCGGUCGGUUUUUAAGGAAAGCGACUCGGGCAAGGUAUUAGAAAAACCCCCCAUCAAAACAAAGUCAAGCAUGAACCCUGCAUUUCUCAAUCCACCUCAAUCUUCAUAUCUAAAUCCUACAAAAAUGACUUACACUCAAGAAUCUCAUCCAUGGAAGUUGGAACGUGCAUCUCCGGAAAAACACUGCAUCCGACCAAUAAGGAAUUCUGAUAGCUAUGCUCCAACAAUCGCAGGACCAGUUGAAAUCCCGUUGCGGUGUUCCCGGAGUCUACUAGGUGGACCUACACAACAUGGUUACCGUCAAUCGCUGGGUUCGGUGAAGUCAUCAAAUCUCAGUCUCCACCGAAGCAAAAUAGGCAUUGAUCGAGAACCCACACCAGCGAACUUGUAAUAAUAAGAAUACGACUCGUUAUAAUGUUCAACCAUUUUUGGUUCUUAGAAGAGGUUAAGUUGGAUAAGAGAGUUUUGACUAUGUACAGAAAGAAGAUCAAUAUGAUUUGAAAUCUUCGAGACGUUAAAUGUAUUCGUUUUAUGCUGUCUUUUGCGGAAAUGUAAGUUUUACAACUGCUUUAAAUGCAAUCAUUCUCCGAUUUUAUUAACUAACUACAAAUUGUUUUAUACACAAAGCAUAUUAGCUUUGUACUUUUCUCAGCAUCUCAAUAUUAGAAGGCAACCUCACAAG